Messenger RNA from Pocillopora meandrina, 1372 nucleotides. The record is from the annotation of a GenBank genome assembly. NCBI's taxonomy places the organism in Eukaryota, Metazoa, Cnidaria, Anthozoa, Scleractinia, Pocilloporidae.
AUGUUUGCUACAGUAUUUUUUGGCUUUCUUGCUGUUCUGGGCUUCACUCUCAAUACUGUCACGGUACUGACUUUCACCAAGAAUCGUAAGCUUUUGUCCGCGGCAGAUAUACCAGUCCUUAGCAUGGCAGUAGCUGACAACGUUUUGUCCACAAUUGCAACGCCAUUGGCAGCAUUUGCAAGCGCCCACGAGAGGUGGCCGUUUGAUUACAGCGGUUGCAGUUGGUACGCAUACUUCAAUGUUACCGUAGGCCUUGGUUCUAUCUUACACCACGUGGCCAUUGCAGUUGAAAGGUGCUCGAAGACUCAUUUUCCAAUGUCAGCAGAGGUCACUCGAAAGAAGAUGUCAGCAAUCAUUAUUCUUAUUUGGGCAUUAGCCUCGAUCUGGGGAAUCUUCCCAUUGAUUGGCUGGUCUGCAUAUGUCCCAGAAGCCAAUGGGAUAUCAUGUUCUCUAAGAUGGAAGUCAAUCAACACCGCUGACACUUCUUUUGUGAUUUGCACUUUCACCUUCUUCCUAUUACUGCCCUCUUUUGUACUUAUAGCAUCCUAUGCCAUCAUUUAUUACGACCUUCGACAAAUGGAAAAAAGAUCAAGGCGCAACUGCGGUAAAAAAUCCCAGCAAACGCUAGAAACUGUUCUCGCUAAAAAGAGAUUAACCUUAACAACAUUCAUUAUGGUUGUGAGUUUUCUAAUUGUUUGGUCGCCUUACGCAGCCCUGUCCUUUUAUAAAGCAUUUUGGAAACCAGUAACUCUGUCCCAUUCAGUAUCUACGGCCCCUUCCAUUUUUGCCAAAACCUCUCUUUUCAUUAAUCCUGUUACAUAUUUCAUUCGUUACAAAAGAUUUAGAAAAAGCGUAAAGAAACUUUUUGGGUAGAUGUUUUCUUGUGGAAAAGGCCACUCCACAAUGCAGCAAAAGCUGUCAGCGAAAUUGUAGAUAGAUUUAGAAAAGCCAUAGACAACAAUUUAUACAUUUGUGGAGUAUUCAUAGACUUUUCAAAAGCUUUCGACACCGUGAAUCACCAAAUAUUGUUGAUAAAACUAGAGAAAUAUGGAAUAAGGGGAGUUCCCUUAGAAUAGUUCACGAGCUAGCUUGAUAGUAGGCAGCAAUGUGUGGCUAUAGAAUCGCUAAGACGAAAGAUGAUCUGCAGCACUCCGCAGGGUAUUCCAUUACGGCGUCUGGUCAAGGCGCCUGACUUCCAAGAUUUUUUCUGAUGACCUCGUCAGCUCGCGACAUGAAAACUUUCGAAGUUUUCAUCAAUUCUGAAUUAAGAGAACUUAAGGAAUGGUGUAAUAUUAAAAAUAAUUCUACUAGACUUAACCUCGGGCAAAACCAAGCAUAUGUCAGAUCCCCAAAAAUGUAUUUGAAAGUGUAA